Babjeviella inositovora NRRL Y-12698 is the source of this 1302-nucleotide messenger RNA. Its product is annotated as tRNA (guanine-N2-)-methyltransferase. Gene Ontology annotation, cellular component: cytoplasm. The transcript has a single exon. Gene Ontology annotation, biological process: methylation. NCBI's taxonomy places the organism in Eukaryota, Fungi, Ascomycota, Pichiomycetes, Serinales. Bases 1 to 1302 code for a protein of 433 amino acids. The record is from RefSeq and is a predicted model, not a curated record. Gene Ontology annotation, molecular function: nucleic acid binding.
AUGAAGCAAUACUUGAUCUACUUUGCUCAGGCCUACACAAACUUCCGCCUUCCAGAGUUGGAAUCUUUAGCGGUACUACACAGUAUCAAAGUUGACUUAUCACACCACUCUGAGCUCACUCCGUUCUUAAUCGUUGAAUUAGAAAAUGAUGAGCAGGCAAAGAAGUUGGUGGAGAGAGCUAUGUUAACCCGUGGUAUCUAUGAGCUAUGGGGCUCUACCGGAAACGACUCCGUCAGCCAGUUACAUGAAAAUAUCCAAUCACAAUCUUUCUUCGAAGAAAGAAUCAGGAUCUAUGAGCAGAACUCGUUCAAGUUUGAAUUCAUCGGGUUCAAGGGUUCGAGAGAGAAAAAGGAAAUGGUUGAUAUCAUUGAAUCCUUCCAAUAUACUGCCUUCAAGGGUCCUGUCCGCAUGAAGAAUCCUGACCAAGUCUUUACUGUCUUAGAGGAGUACACUGUUCAGGGCCAGAACUCCACUGACAAGCCAGACAGAAUGUGGUUUGGGAGACAAAUUUCCCUCACAGACAGAACCACUGGUGUGUUGGACGAGUAUGAUCUCCGUAGGAGAAAGUAUAUUGGGACCACUUCGUUUGACGCUGAGUUGGCAUUGGUCAGUUGCAAUAUCGGUGGUGUCGACAAGGGAAAGAUCAUGUGUGAUCCCUUUACUGGGACCGGAUCGUUCUUGGUUGCUGCUGCUCACUAUGGUGGGAUUGCAUUUGGCUCUGAUAUCGAUGUCAGGGCAUUGAAAGGUAAAGGACAACGCACCAUUCAAGCCAACUUCAAACAGUAUGGUACGUCAUUGUAUUUAGGUGACAUUUUCACUAUGGACUUUACCCACAACUGUUUCCGCAAGGAUUUUGUCAUUGACUCCAUUAUCUGUGACCCUCCGUAUGGCAUCAGAGAAGGACUCAAGGUCUGUGGUGUUAAAGAUGCCGCCAAGGCAGAGGGUAAGGAAAACGUUAUUAUUAACGGUGAAAAGGCCUUCUUGAGAAAGGACUUUGUGCAACCUAAGAAGCCGUAUGAGUUGAGUGCCUUGUUGGAUGAUUUAUUGCAGUUUGCCAGUGAAAGAUUGCCAGUGGGCGGGAGAGUGGCUUUCUGGACUCCAACCGCCGACGACGAUUUCAUCCCAACUCAAAUUCCUCAACACGAGCAAUUGGAAUUGUUAUACAAUCUCGAACAGAACUUUCAUAAAUGGAGCAGAAGAUUGCUCGUCUACGUCAAGAGAGAUGCAUCUUACAAGGGUGUCACGAAGAAUGCCACCGUUGGCGAUAACUUCAGAGAGAGGUACUUCCAGUCGUUCAAUUAA